AUGCAUACCAACGCAUUGAUGAAUUCAACUAUUCGAUUGAAAUGUCGUGUUCAACUAAUGAUUCAAAAUAAUACCGGUGAUUUGAAAGAGAACUAUUCAAAAAUGUCUAAACACAAUCAAUUCAAUAGUCAAACAUAUUCAUCACCUUUAUCAUCAAACAAACCAAAAGUUGUUUGGCAAGUAAUUCAACCAUAUUUAUUACCGGAUAAUUUGAAAAUUAUUGUUCAAUGGAUGAAAGAUGGAUUUGGUUAUGAUCAAGAAACAUUAAAACAAACAUUUAAUAACCGAUAUACAAUGAUUGAAUCCACGGAAAAAGAUAUCUAUGAUUUACUAAUUACCGGCGUUCAAUUUGAAGAUGAAGGUGAAUAUGCUUGUCAAGCUAGAUUAAUUGAAAACAUUCAAUCCAAUCAAAAAUCGCCAUUAUAUUUUCAUCAAUUUUUCAAUAAAACAAAAUUUUCUAAUCAAAAUUCAAUCAAUUCAUUCAUUUUUCAACAUGAUUCAUUCAAUUUACCAAUGAGUUUAAUUAAAAGUAAUACAGCAUAUUUAAAUGUGAUUGUUCCGCCGAAAUCAAUUCAUUUAAAUAUAUUAUUAUAUGAAAACUCAAAAUUUCAAUAUUUAUACAAUCAUCAUGUCAACAAACUCAACCAUUCAUCAUCCUCAUCAUCAUCAAUACAACCGAUCAUUCAUACGGAUCCGUUCAAAAAUCAAUCAAUUUGGAUUCAUUUCAAUCAAACAAUUCAAUUCAUUUGUAGUACAUCAUCAUGGAGUAAACCAUUAGGUCACUUAUUAUGGUCAAUGAAUAAUGAAACUUUGCAUCGAGUGAAAAUGGAGAAAACAUUGAAUAUUGUUGAUCAACUCAACUCAUCAUCAUAUCAAUAUGUUAACGAGUUGCUGUUAAAACGAACAGAAUUAUUAAGUUGGUUAAAUGAGAAAUUUUGUAAUUCACCACAUUCGAAAUGUCAUAUUAUGAAUAAAACACAAAAUUUCAUGUUCAUUGAACAUUUUUCUUGUAUUGGACAAUUGAAUGAAUUUAUUCAAAUUACUGAUAUGCCUACUGGUUUACAAUUAUUCAAAACUUGGUCUAUAUUAAGUCUAACUUUUUAUGGAGCCAAGAUAAAUCAAAUUCCAAUUAUGUGUUCAUUGGAAAAUCAAAAUGAUUACAUAAUCAGUAAUAGCAAUAACGAUCAUGAUAAUAAUAGUAAUAACAGUUUUCCGAAUAUCAAUAUUCAUCAACACAACAGAACAUUUGAUUUUGAAAAGAAUCCACAAUUGAAUGAAUUUGAAAACUAUUCUCUUAGAUCUAGAAUAAUCAAUAUUAAUCUUUUGUAUAUUGACAAUGUGUACAUUCAAAUUUAUUCAAACAAUCAACUAUUCACUUCAUCAAUUGAACAACACAUUAGAUUAAUUGAAAAUCAACCAGUUCAAGUUGGUUGUUUUUAUAAAAAAUCUUAUGCUCCAAUCAAUAAUACACGUUAUGAAUAUACGUUUUUUAUUCAAACAAAUUCAACACCAACAACUCUUCAACAUAACAUCAAUCAUUCUCAUAAUAACAAUAAUUCGUCAUCAUCACCAACUGUUAUGCAAUCUUCAAGAUUUCUUCUGUUACAUCAUCAUUCAAAUGAUCAUAUUAUAAAAUUUGUACCAAAUCGAACAUAUCAUCAUGCAAGAAUUUAUUGUCAAAUAUCCAUGAGAAUCAGCAAACCUACAAUCAAUUCGAUUUUACUGCCAUUAUCAUCGUCCUUAAGAAAUUCGACUCAUCAAAUCGAUAAUGAGAUGAGUCAUAAUAAUUCAAUAAGCACUGAUGAUGAGGAUGAGUCAUCAUCGUCAUUAAGAAAUCGGACUCAUCAAAUCGGCAAUGAGAUGAGUCAUAAUAAUUCAAUAAGCACUGAUGAUGAUGUACUAACGAUUUCAUCAAUGGGUUAUUUGGAUUUGAAUAUUUAUUAUGGACCGUAUAUAAAUAAUCCUGAAAAUCAAUUUCAUAUCAUUUAUCCUUGUUCUAUAUUUGGUAAAAGCAUGAAAACAUUUUGUUCAACAGAAUCUACAGACUAUGUGUAUAUAACACAAGAUAUAACAUUAUUGUGUCAAACAGAUUUUAAUCCACCCGGUCAAAUUGAAUGGUUUACAUGGACACCAAAUAAUAAUACACGUGUUUAUUUAUCCAAUGGUCAUAGUUUACAAUUGAAUUUAGAACAACUUCAAUCUUCAAUGGAAUCGAUCACAGUGAAUUCGAAUAAUGCAUGGAUUAUUGAUGAACAAUAUUUGAAUAAGCCUAAACACCGUGCUGAUACAGAAGAUGAUAUUAUGACCUUGGAAAAUGUUGAUUUUCAAAUUAAGCUAUGGAAGUUUACAUGUAUAGCUAGUUUAACUGGAUUUGAUAGUCAAUCAGCAAAUCGAUUUAUUGUUCAAGCAGAAAAACCUUUUAUACAUAGUCAUUCACAAGUUUAUGGAAUCAUAGGCAAAUCAAUUCAUCUUAUAUGUAAUGUGAUCAGUUUCCCACCAAUCAAUUUCACAUAUCCAAUAUGGUCAUUGAAUAAUGAAUAUAUUCUGUCAGAGGAUUCAAUGUUCAAUAAUCAUGUCGUCGUCCCGCCAAAUUCAACAAUCAAGAAUUUCCAAUUUCCAAUUCAUUUUCCUUAUAAUUUUAUACCGAAAUAUAAAUUUAUUUAUAAACAAUUUACAUUUGGAUGGAUAAUUACUUUACAAAUCAAUAAUUUAAAUUUAAAUGAUGAAGGAGUUUAUCAAUGUUCAUUGUCAAAUUUAAUGGGAUCUAGUUCAUAUAAGAUAAAUUUGUAUUUAAAUCAAUAUACAUUUACAAGAAAUGGAUAUAUUGUUAUCAUUAUAAUCAGUCUCAUUUUAUUACUGUCAACAAUUCUACUGUUAUUAUUCAUUGGUUUAUCAUAUAUUCAAAGAAAAUGUAAAUAUUUUCAACGAUUUAAUCAAUAUUUAUGUAUUAAAUGUAAAUUGAUGCCAUCAUCUGAUAAGAAUAGUCAUUGUCAAAAUGAAACAAGUGGAUACAACCGAAAAACAAUUGGAUAUUUUACAGCAAUGGAUUUUUCCGAAGUUAUACAAAAUUCACUUGUUGACACUGAUCAAAAUGUAGUUGUUAACAAUACAGAAAUCGAUCAAUCUUUUGAUCAACCAUAUUUGGCUAAUCCUAUGUUGCCUAUAAAUCAAUUUGAUCAUUAUUCAAUAAGCAAUCAUAUUUUCAAUGAACAACCAUCAAGUUUACAAGAGAAAUGUUUUUGUAAAUAUGAAAAUAAUUGUCAACAACAGUUAAACAAUUUCAAUAACCGGUCAGGAUCAAAUUAUUCUUCUACUUGUCCACAUAUGAAAAUUGCAAUUUUGACUAAUAAUAACACUGAUAAUGAUAAAGACAGUUAUUUACAUGAUUGUGGUGAUUUAAAACAAUAUCGUCUUUUGUCUGCAACAAAACCAGAAUGUCCUAGUGUAAAUCCUAACUGUACAGUAAAGUUUUUACACAAUAAAUUUAAUUAUGAACACGUUCACAAUGAUAAUAGAACCUUAAAUUUUAAUCAGCCUCCAUUAUUAAGUCAUCGUUAUACGAAUGAUAUUUGUUUAAAUGAACUGAUGUCGAAUUCAAUGAUCAAUAAUGAAAAGACAUCUUGUCUUAAAUGUGAUUUCAAAAAUACUAACACUGAACGACAUUAUUUCACAUUACCUAAUCAUCAUAUGUUAUGUUUUAAACCAAUGCGAAAUAAUAUUUAUACACAUAAAAUUGAACAAGAUCAGUGCGUUGAUUGUACAUUGUUGAAAACUGAACAUUCAUUUUUAACGCCUAGAUUCGAUGGCAAUUUUUCUAACUGUGAUAAUAAAAUAUUUUCUAACAGUCAUGAUAUUAUUCAAUUAGAUUCAACUAAACAAAUAUGUAAUUGCAAUGAUUUUUUCUGUGAUUAA
Messenger RNA from Schistosoma turkestanicum, 3912 nucleotides. The record is from the annotation of a GenBank genome assembly. Lineage: Eukaryota; Metazoa; Platyhelminthes; Trematoda; Strigeidida; Schistosomatidae.